This is a messenger RNA of Armigeres subalbatus, 5797 nucleotides long. RefSeq names its product pro-interleukin-16 (gene bbg). Gene Ontology annotation, molecular function: protein binding. NCBI's taxonomy places the organism in Eukaryota, Metazoa, Arthropoda, Insecta, Diptera, Culicidae. The transcript has 9 exons. The coding region runs from base 986 to 4837 and encodes 1283 amino acids. The record is from RefSeq and is a predicted model, not a curated record.
GGUAUUCUUGGACUGUUAUGCAGAGGAGAUGCACCGCGCAGUCGCCUACGGUGCGAUCAAAUCCGUCGUGCAGCGGUGCGUGACUACGCAACCGAUUCGCGCAUAAGCGACGCACCGGUGUGCAGGGCGGCUGGCAGUGCGAGUGCGUGAAAUUUGAACAGCAAGAAGGUGCCGUCGAUGACAUGAAGAAGAAGUGACUACCGGUUGGGUCUUUGGUUGCGGUGUGCGAUGGUCGACGCGAAGCACGCUUAAUAAAAAACAAAUGCGCACGAUGACCGAAAAGCGCAGCACCAACGGCGACGGACGCGGCAACAAGUAGUGAAUGAACAGACAUAAACAUAAAAAGCAUAAUAACAGUGAAAAUCUAAACAACAUAAAAAGAAGUGAACCCGACACAGCAAGAAAAAGGGAAAUUUGAAGCCGCGGCCACGAAACAAAGGCAACCAUCAUCGGGGGACGACAGCAUCGGAGAGUCGGUGCGGCGACGGAUCAUGUUCUAGGAAUAACGCGCACUCGCAGUAACUCUCCCUAUCGGAGAACACGAUCUUCCUUGCGGUUGAAUGGUUCUCCGAGGGUCGCGUUUAAUCCCGGAAUGGACUUAGACAACAGACUUUUCGACAAUAACGGCGACGGCGGCGGUCAUAACAAUAAAAGUGCUAACAAGUUUCAAAGUGUUGAUUUUGGUCCCGUUUUGGUGUGUGCUGCUGCUGCUGGGAGCAAACAAGCAUCAUAACUCGCUCCAAUUGACGACGGUGUUCGGACAUUGGACGAUCGCGACAAGAUUAGUCGCCUUUUUAGUCGCUGCAAAUAAUGCGAAGUGAAUGAUUUGAAAAACAAAAAACUGAAGCAAGAGAAGAGAAGUAGUGCAGUGGACAGCAGUGACGACGUGCGACCGCGCCAGGCUAGGAGAGUGGCAGUGUGGAUGGUGCCAAUGGUCCUGUCGAGGCUUGUCUAGUGCAGACGCGCGAAGAGGAAGCCGGUAGUGAUGGAACCGAGAGUGAUAUUUUUGAAGCCGAAGAAUAGCAGAAGUGGUAGUUUGAUCGAUAAAGAACCAACCAAUUCUUCCUCGCAGUUGGCAGCAGUGACUAGUGCCAGUCUUCUUGCCAACAACAGUAGCACCAACACCGCCGCCAGCCCCCGCGACGACAUCGACAGCAACGACUUGGGAACCGUUGACCAGACCGUCACGAGUAUGGACCAGCUGAACAAUGUGGUGACAACGACGACGACAGUGACUGCCAUCGCCAGCACCGUGCACCAGUCGACCGGAGGAUCGACAACCGGGAUCCUCAUCAGCAGUAACAGCAUCAGCAAAGUAGUGCCACCAGCGUUCUCACGGUUGCCACCGGACGGGCAUGAGUUUCCUCCAAACUUCAGCGAACCGACACCGAACGGGAUGACCGUCGUUACACAGUCGCAGACAGUGGUCGGGUCAGCGAUGGCGCUGGCCAAAGGAGAUAAACAUUCCAGCUACGACGACAUUCCGGACUUGCCGAAAAGCCACCCACCAGCAGUACCUCGCAAAGUUUUCCGCCAGGAUCUGGUCCUGAAAACGCUGGAUCAAACACUCCCGGAACAAACCACCUUCAAGAAACCGCCCAUUUUCCCGUCGCCCGUGCGUAGCAACUCGGUGAUCGCGUCGUCAGAGAAUUCCCCAGCCACAUUUCCGCUCCAGCGAGAGGAGUCCCGCCGCCGAUCAUUCGACAUUCACGAAAUCAACAAACCUCCGUCCAGGAUAAGCCUGGUCGGGUCCAACUGGCGCAAGGACGAAAAGUCAGAACGAAGCGUUCGCGACAAGAUUGCCAUGUUCUCGAAUGGUCCCGGUGGAGGAGGAGGGUCAGGCGGGAUUUCCGAGAACGAAGGCCAUCCCACUCUGCGUAAGUAUAGUAAGGAUUUCACCAAGAGUUCUGAGAAUCUGCUGGGUUCAGGCGAAAGUGGAUUCAGUCGAAAGGCUGUAGAUCCGAUCGAGGCGUACGCCACUCUGAGAAAGAAAGCCCAUAGUGUUGAGAACCUGGACGAAGUGGAUAGCGUUCAGACUGGCUCGGAAUUCAGAACAGUGGAGACCGGAGUGUACAAGACCAAGUUCGGACUGGAAACAUCGAAACCUGUGGUAUUAGGAAAGGCUUACAGCGUUGAAAACUUGAACCCAUCCAAUGGAUCAAGCGUUUCUAACGGGGAUGUCAAAUUAGAUACCGGAGGAUUGUUUGGUAAUACCAAGAACCUCUCGAGGACAACCAGCUUUUCUGGGUACUCAAACGGAAACAGUCUUGCGACGAUCAGCAAUAACGUGGAAGAAAGAAGGAAGUCGUCUAUCACAAGUCUACUCGAGCAACGAAAGAAGUCCAUGUCCAAGCUGCGUGGAUUGGUUAUCCCUGAAAAAGUUCCAGAAACCGAAGUGCUACCGGACUCCAAGAUCAUCGGACUGCCAAUCAUCAAGAGCAAAGACUCGGAGAAGAUCCUCUCGUCGAACGUACUUAACAAAGUUCCAGACAGUUUGUACAAUCGUAAAACGGCAACACUCCCCACGCCUGCCAAAUCGAGUGCAAGCUCAUUCCAACCGAUGAUUGCGCCCAAGCCAACUACCCCAGAACUCGGUGGCACUUACAAGAGCAUUUUCCGAAACCUGAACGGUGCAUCGCCCAAGGCGGACUUAAAAACCGAGCUGGACGAACAAGGCUUUCGGCGGCCUAUGGGACUCGUCCCGCCAGCGAAACCUCCACGCACAUCUCUCGUUUAUCCACCACCAAAGGGCAUGGAUCAGCGCAGUCUAACGACGGAGGAUGAAAGCGACGACAGCGAUUCGGUGAUGAGUUCACGCGUCUCUUCGCCUCCGGUAUCUCCAGUGGCACCUUCCUCACCCGAAAAGUACGUUCUCACGCGAACACUCAGCUCCGAGACGAACACCUCGAUCACAAGCUCAAAUUCGACGUUGACGUCGAGCUCCGGAUCGCAAGCGAGCUGCAGUUCGGUUGGAAGUACUCCUGCCAUCGAUAUGAGUCGCCGCAUUUCCAAAUCAUCUUCAAAUGAAAUGACAAUGAACAGGAAGAAUGUUCUGGCCUCGGCAAAGAGUCGUAGCGGACGCGGCGACCUGAAAAUCGAGGAUGCUGCGAAUGGAAAAGCAAAGCGGUACGAAGAUGGUGAUAGUACUGAUGGUUAUGAGGAAGAGGAGAGACGAAAGUCCAAGAGCAAACCGAGGGGAUCGAUUGGAAGCGUCAAGUCGAGCGGUUACGAAGAAAAAGAGCUGACUCACUACAAGGUGGUGGAUACGGUAGACAGUAUUGUAGAUAAGGUGAUCAAGGUUGCUUCCUACGUUGAAGUGGUGUCCGAUGUUGAAGAGGAUGCAAGCGUAGAGACAGAAGUAGUCGUUCCUAUGCAGAAACCGGUAGAAGCCAUCAAGGAGAAAAUCGGUUUUGCUGCCACUAAGAGUGUAUCCGUAGACAGUGGGUCACCAAACUCAAUGACGGACCUAGCUAAGUGGGUUCGUCAUGAAGCCGCUAAGGCAAUUGUUGCCAAGGAAGUGGAAACGCCGGCUAGACCGGACGUGAAGAAGUUCGCACGAUCCUUCUCGGAACAGAUUUCCAAAGCCGCUGAAGAGAUACAAACUCCUACGAAACGUGAAUUGCGAUCGUCGGUGGACACAAAGAAGCUCAAUCUGGCUGAAAUUCGGAAAUCAUUCGAAGCCAAGUCGAACAGCAGCACGGUAGUCCCUGCUCCGGUGAAGAGCGUACCGAAAGAAAGCACUGCACCGGUCGCCAAAUCCACUCCAGCUCCCACCGUGAACAGCAGUAACCACGAUCGUUUCUCGUCCUGGGACUCUCUGGCGUCGUCGUCGUCCGGAGUUUCGUCACUGCAAACCAACAGCAUGCUGGGCAACGCGGUGGUCAACUGUUCCGGGUCGUCCCAAACGUUGCAAAGCACCCCCUCGGAUUACGGCAGCUUCUCGUCGCUGGGAAGCAGCCAUAGUCUGAUCACACCGCAAGAUCUGCAACUGAUCAUUGAAGAAGCGCACCCACCACUGGCGACACCGGAAGCCUUCGUCAUUGUGCUUCAACGAGAGACGCCAGAGUCGAGCAUCGGCAUCACCCUGGCCGGUGGUUCGGAUUACGAAGCGAAGGAGAUUACGAUUCACAAGAUACUAAAUAACUCCCCGGCGGAGAAAGAUGGAAGAUUGCGGCGAGGGGAUCGCAUUCUUUCCAUCAACGGACUGAGCAUGCGCGGAUUGACUCAUAGAGAAUCGCUAAGUGUACUUAAGACACCUCGUCCAGAAGUGGUCAUGGUGAUAACCCGGUCCAAAUCACUCGUCAUCGACAACAGCACACUCUCCAAAACGAAGAGGCCAUCGCUGGGAUCGCUCAGCUCAUUGGCCGAGAAAAACGAAAUUCCCGAUUACGAGAGGAAGAUCAAGAUCCAGCACAAAGCGUCACGAUCACUUGAUCUAGAUCUGGAUAUGGUUUCCAAUGAAGCGGAAAGUGUUUUUGACGGAACCGCUUCCGAAGAUGGUCUGCUCUCAGCUGACGAGUCAAAAUGUUCCUCGAUCACUCCUGCUAGUGAUGAAAUCACCUCGCACAUCGAGGGCAGCCGGGUCGUGGAAAUACUAAAAGACGGUGCUGGUCUUGGGUUUUCUAUUGAAGGUGGAUUCGAUUCGCCUACUGGAAACAAGCCUUUGAUGAUCAAGAAGAUCUUCAUGGGUGGCGCUGCGGAGAAAUCCGGCUUGCUCAGGGCCGGCGAAGAAAUUGUUGCCAUUAAUGACAUUUCAAUCGAGCGCAUGACUCGGAUACAAGUCUGGAACAUGAUGAAGAAGCUCCCGAACGGUAACGUCCGGAUCAUGUUCAAGUGAUUUUAUGCACUAGCCGAGUGAUUGGGUGUAUACAAAAAGAGAUCGAGGCCGAGAUAGAUAGACAGAAAGAAAGAGAGAGCGAGCCGUACUUUUUCUACUCGUUACGUUUUGCUAUACAUUUAUAUUAUCUAUAGGAAAACUAUGCUAGUUCAAUAAGGCAGAAUGUAAUUCGCGCCAAGCGAUUCAAUUCAGCAGCAAUAAUAAUCAAAUUAUUAUCUCUAUUUUUUCGUAUAAAACUCAAGCUUUUUUUAAUCUCUAGUGUUAGAUAAAUUGUUGAUUGUAUAUUUUUUAUUUUUGCUUUAUUUCGGAGUUCUGUAUACAAAAAAAAACUUUAUUUAUAUAUACUUUUUGGGGAGCGUCCUAAUCCAAUUGAAACAUAUUGGAUCGGAUACGCAAAUAAAACACAAUUUAGACUGAUCUGUGUAUAAAAAUGGAGCAAAAAUCUGGGUAACGUAUCUGUGAAAAAGAACUAAAUUCAAAACAAAUCGAGACAAGCAAUCAUGAUUGUUUUUAGUUUAAGUAAAAAUCGAAUGCGCGAGCAAGCGGGAAUGAACGAAAUACAAUGGUAUCGUACUAACUGUAGCACUAAGAGUAUAGCCUAGCAUUAUAGGAAAGUUAUCGAAUACUGGGCCCUGCCAAUCGGCUGCUAGUGGGAUACAAAAACAUGCAAUGUUUCCGAACACGAACCUUCUUCUUGCCCGCCCCAUUUUUUGUUUGGUCGUCUGCUUGCUAGUACAAUAGCAACGUUACAACAGAUUAACUAUUACACUUAUUUUAAUCGGGCUCUAAAAUAUUGUUUUUAUUCUUAGCGUGUAUUUGCUGAAAGCCUAAAUUAGUCACGCUGUGCUGCUUGUUUCUAAUCCUCCCUUAUUAGUUUUUUUGUUUUGAUUUUUGCAUUUUAUUUUUAGUCCUGUAGAUAUUUAUCGAUGAUCAAUAAAGGAAAAAUCCGUUUAAACAAAA